UAUUUAGGCCUUUAACGCGUCCGGUGGAAUCAGGCCUGGAAGGCUGGAGCAAGGGAAAUACGUCACGUUCUCGCUAAAGCUGGUCGUUCGUACUGGCGUACCAUCCAAAUGGAUAGCAGCAAGGCCUGACUGGGUAGCCCCGCCCAUUCUGCCUGCGAUUUGAGUUUGCCCUGCAGAAGGGUCUUCUUCAAUGUCCAUGGUCUUCUUUCUAGUUUCUUGCGGGAGCCAAUCACCAAGCUGGCUUUUCCCCUGGCGCUAUUGGCUGGUUUAACACAAUGACGACAGGGAAGCGACGACAUGCAGCCAAUGGCAUACAGAGUAAUUUGUGUUGAAGAAACUGACAGCAGCCUCUCCAAACCAACGUGUAUUGAGCUUGGUCUGUCAAUAGCCAGGCUUGUACAUUUGACUACCAGCAAGACAGUUGUGUCAACCUGCAUUUGUCUUGUGAAGAACGUGGAAUACUUUAAUUGGACCAGGUAAGAACCGACCCCAGUAUGGAUAUGCCAUUAAGGGUAGGAUUUAUUGGAGCAGGAAACAUGGCAUAUGGAAUAGCAAAGGGGAUCUUAUCCGGAGAUGUUCUUCCUGUAAAUGUUAAAGUGAGUGCCCCAUCACCUAGGAACUUUGGACGAUUUGAGGAGUUGGGGAUCUCAGUCACACACUUCAACUCUGACGUGGUCUCUGGCUCAGAUCUGGUCUUCGUAGCUGUCAAGCCCCACCUGGUUCCAGAAAUUCUCCGUGAGAUCUCACAACUUGUAACUCAGAAACACAUUAUUGUUUCUGUUGCAGCGGGCGUAACAUUGGCAACAUUAGAGCUUCUCUUGCCAAAAGAUUCAGUGAUCCUCAGGCUGAUGCCUAACCUACCAUGUUUGCUCCUGGAAGGGGCUCUCCUGUUUUCAAGAGGCUCCUCUGCAAAGCCAGAGGAUGCAGCUCUACUUAGCUCUUUGCUGCAGCAUUGUGGCCUAGUGGAGGAAGGACCUGAGGCCUGGAUUGAUGUACACACUGGACUCAGUGGUAGUGGUGUGGCCUUUGUAUAUCUGUUUGCUGAAGCACUGGCAGAAGGGGCUGUUAAAAUGGGAAUGCCAAGUUCCCUCGCCCACAGCAUCGCAGCUCAGACUAUUGUGGGUGCCGGCAAAUUGUUACGUGACACAGGAAAGCAUCCUGCUCAGCUGCGCUCUGACGUUUGCACGCCGGGAGGGACAACGAUAUAUGGACUUCAUGCGCUGGAGCAAGGGGGUCUGAGGGCAGCAACCAUGAGUGCAGUGGAAUCUGCGACAGAGAGAGCCAGGGAGCUUGGCCAAAAGUCGGCAGGAGCUGGGAAUAGCAACUGAUGAUGUUGUCUUUACCAGACCUUUACCAGACCUUCCACCAACCAGCCAAACUUCACAGAGGAACCAAAUUGGUCUCUGUUUUUGCCUUGUAUCGGUUUCAUCUUGAUAGGUUAUUAUCUUAAUGGGUAAACGGUAAAACAAUCGUUUUAUUCACAUUUAAUUUAAUCCUAUUGCUAACCACUUCAUUCUCUUACGAGUUUAAUAAAACGAUAAUAGUGAAGUUAUUGAACUUCCCUAUUACAAUCAUUGUUGAUAUUGAAUAAAACUCGAUAACCGAAUUUAUGUAGUGGGCCACAUUUCUUUAUUGCAAUGUGAGGAUCUGUUUCACACUUAUAGUAGAUUUCAACCUAAAGUGCUUAACCUUUCCAUAGAAUUGUGGCAUAGCUUGUUUUUGGCCAUCUACUGACCAAGUAUUACAAUCA
This is a messenger RNA of Gadus chalcogrammus (walleye pollock), 1750 nucleotides long. RefSeq names its product pyrroline-5-carboxylate reductase 3 (gene pycr3). The record is from RefSeq and is a predicted model, not a curated record. Lineage: Eukaryota; Metazoa; Chordata; Actinopteri; Gadiformes; Gadidae. The transcript is spliced from 7 exons. Gene Ontology annotation, biological process: L-proline biosynthetic process. Bases 495 to 1328 code for a protein of 277 amino acids. Gene Ontology annotation, molecular function: pyrroline-5-carboxylate reductase activity.